Molecule: messenger RNA, 1065 nt
Organism: Punica granatum (pomegranate)
Lineage: Eukaryota; Viridiplantae; Streptophyta; Magnoliopsida; Myrtales; Lythraceae
Source: RefSeq, a predicted model, not a curated record
UGGUUGUUCUGUGGCGCCAAACUUGAAAAAAGAAAAAGAAAAUGCAAUUUUUUCGACUUUCCCUCUUCCGAUUGCGAGGCGUGGGAGAGGGAGAGGAACAGCUGCUUCGUUAUAAUUUCAGUUCCCACCAUCCCAACCGAUCACUCGCCCAUUCUCAUUCUUAGUUCUCCCUUUCUUCUCUGUAUAUCGUGCUUCUCUCUCCCUCCCUCCCUCUCCGAGAGCCACCGCCACUAAAGGAGCAGAGAUGGCAGGCGGAGGAGCUGCGAAGUCGAACCCUCCAAAGGCUAGGAAGAGAGUAGAAGCCGACACUACCACCGUCCCUUCCUCUCUGGUCCGGGCUAAAGACGGCAGCGCUUUUACCAGAUGUGAUGAGUGCAAAAAGGAUGUCCCGGUGGCCCUUAUUAGCUUCCACAGCUGUAGCCUUGAUGCCAAAAUCAAGAUGAAUUUAGAGGCCCAAGUUGUUGAAAAGCCUGCAGAAGUCAAGAGGGCACCUGCUGAUAGGAAGAAAACAUCGGAGCCCAAGUCAAAGAAAGCUAAGAUUGAGAGGAAGGUGAAGAAGGGUAAAGAUCCAAACAUGCCUAAACGGCCUCCCACGGCCUUCUUUCUCUUCAUGGAUGACUUUAGGAAGGCCUACAAGGAAGAGAAUCCUGAUUCCAAGGGUGUUAAGGAGGUUGCAAAGCAGGGUGGUGAGAAAUGGAAGUCCAUGACUGAUGAAGAGAAGAAACCCUAUCUGGAUAAGGCUGCUGAGCUCAAAGCUGAGUAUGAGAAGGCUGUUGAGUCUCAUAACACUGAUAAUGCAGAGGAUGAAGGGGCAUCGGACAAGGAAGACGAUAAGGAAGAAGAUAAGGAAGCUGCAGAGAAAGAAGUCGAAGAUGAAGUGUCUGACCCGGAGUAGUUUGUUGAUUACUUAGAUUUUAGUUGGAGGAUCUUACUACUUAGGCCUCAGCCUUUUCUUGUAAAUCUUGGAUUUGAUCAGAUGCCUUCCUUUGGUCCCAGGGAAUUUACGAGAAUUCUAAGAGUUGCUUGAUAAUCAAUCAGAUUAGCUUGAUCAUUUUUUAUUUUCUA